Messenger RNA from Gossypium raimondii (Peruvian cotton), 3510 nucleotides. RefSeq lists its product as uncharacterized. Gene Ontology annotation, molecular function: zinc ion binding; 3'-5'-RNA exonuclease activity; nucleic acid binding. Gene Ontology annotation, biological process: exonucleolytic trimming to generate mature 3'-end of 5.8S rRNA from tricistronic rRNA transcript (SSU-rRNA, 5.8S rRNA, LSU-rRNA). Bases 1871 to 3088 code for a protein of 405 amino acids. The record is from RefSeq and is a predicted model, not a curated record. NCBI's taxonomy places the organism in Eukaryota, Viridiplantae, Streptophyta, Magnoliopsida, Malvales, Malvaceae. The transcript is spliced from 4 exons.
UAGAUGUCUGAUAUGUUUCACAGUCGACUGGUUUGAGAUAUGGCAUUUUAAAUUUGACGCUUUAUUGAAUUUCUGCACUGCCAUUGAUCAUAUAUGUAAUGCCGAAUGCGAUAAACUGAAAGUAUUUAUUAUACUGUGUUGCCUAAGUAGUAUUUUGGACACCUGUGAUACCUUGUAUUGGAUAAUGAAGAACUAUUGAAUAGCUUACUGGCUAAACUGUUUGAUAAGGUUGGCAUGUUUGAUCCUAAAAGGGAUGUAUAAAUUGAACCUCUUGUUUGUUUAUUGGAAUGAUUGGAAGAGAAUUAUGUAAAUGUUGCUGGUCAGAUUUUUUUCUAAGCUGUCUUUUAAGCAAGCAGUGAUUAUGCAGACAAGCUUUAGGUGGCUUGUUGGAUUAUUUCUAUAUGUUUUGAAAUAUUUAGCCUUUUAUACUCUUUUGAAGCUACUUUGACCCAAUUCUUCCUUUUUCUCGUACCCGUAUCAGAUACAUUUUAGACAGAGAUAUGGGGAGAUGACUCUCCAAGGACCCUCUAAAUACAUAGAAAAAAUCAGAAAAAAAUAGCAUAUGCCCAUGCUGGACGCAUACUCGUAUCUGACACUCACAUGCUAGUUCGACUAACAUAGUUUUUGUGGUACCCUAUUUUGUUGCAUAGCCUCAUUGGCAUACACAUCCAUCACAGUGGAGUUACUCUUUCUGUAUUCAAUGAGCUGCCUCUCGUGUUUAGAUUCCCAAAAGGCUGUUGGAAACUCUUGGUGCCUGGAGUACUGAUUGACUUAGAUUUUAUUGAUCCUCUUUUAGCUUAGUUUCACUAGCAAUCAAGUGUAAAUUUAGGGUUGGUUCAAUCGGUAGGUAGCUUUAGCAUCUUAUAUGGCCUAGCUUUGACUCUUUACUUUUCCUGAAUUACUUGUGUCCGACACUUAUCUAGACAUGGGUAUGGGGAUAUGAGCUUGAAGGAUCCUCUAAAUGCAUGGGGAAACUUAGAAAAAAAAUUAACAUGCCUGUGUCGGACACAUUUUUAUUGACACUCACACCCUAGUCCAAGUAGCAUAGUCUAACUUGACUUAUGCCCUCGUCCAAAUGAAUUGUGUAAUUGAUGUUUAAUGUGCUUAAGAUAAUGUAAGUAUUAAAGUUGAGCUAAACGAGAAUAAGAGAAAUAAAGCCGUGACAUCAUACUAGGUGUUCAUGCCUCGCAUAGUGCAUCACUGGCAUUGUGUUUCCUUCAAACUUUUCAAUGAUGUUUUGAAACGAGUCAUUUGGAGGGUUAUCAGAGAUUUGUAUGAACUGAUGACUUUCAUGAUUUGCAUCUGUUAUCUUUUCUAUUAGAAUGCUUUGAUAUUUUAGUUUUGUAUUAGCAUUUAGGAAAGCAACUUCAUUGUUGAUCUUGGGGAAGUUAUGGCAGCUUGAAUAUUGACCUUAUGGAGAUAUUUUGGCAUCUAAGGUCCUUUUAUUGAUAUGCUUGGUCAAUUACCGGCCACUUGAAUUUCAGCCUGUGGAGAUAGAUGGAGGUGUUGACAGAGAUAUUGACCUUGCAUCUUCUUAGCCAUGUCUUUCACCUUAAAAUUAGAAGUUUGAUGGAGGAAUAUAUGGGGUGGGAUCCUUAUCUUUGAGGGUCCUGAGUUUUAUAGUUUCAUUUUCAUUUCUUUAAUCCUAUUUAGGCCACCAUUUUCUUGCAUAUGGUUAAAGAUAUAUGUUGGCUCCACUAUGGGAGUGAAAGAUGAAGGGGCACCGCUGAAGGUAGUAAUGCUUGCUAUGCCUAUCAAUCGAAUAUAUGAUAUUAUUGUGUGACGCAUGCUGGUGAGUUAAAGCCUUUUAAGACAUGCUACAAGUUCCCUUCGAGCUUCACCCAUCUAUGUUACUUGGACUUGGGAAACAAUGCAGAACUGUGAGGCAACCUUAAAAUGCCUCCAGACAAAGGGGUUCCCGUACAACCUGCAAUGUAACAGGAAUUCAGUUGAAGGCAUUCCAGAGCUUAAACAUGAUUUCGGUACUCAUCCGGGCAGAGAUGUUGUAGAACCAGUUUGCUCUUUGAGUGGAGAGUUUAUGGAACUUCCGAAUGAAUUUUACCACAAACCUACACUCCACCAUGAAUGUGGCUCAUGGUCGACCUUCUAUCCUGAUUCUCAUAAGUUGCAGGCAUACCCGUUGAAUGCUUUUGGGGGCCAAGUUUACCACUUUCCUGUGGAUAACCGAUUUCAUUAUGCCCCAUUUAAUGUGAUCACUCAUGGAUACCCGUACGAAUUCCAGUUCCAAGAUUUUCAGUACUUUGUGGUCAUAGAUUUUGAGGCUACCUGUGACAAGGAGAGAAACCCACAUCCACAGGAGAUUAUCGAGUUUCCAUCUGUUAUUGUGAGUAGUGUUACUGGGCAGCUGGAAGCUUGUUUUCAGACAUACGUCCGACCAACUUGCAAUCAACUCCUGAGUGAUUUCUGCAAGGAUCUGACUGGCAUCCAACAAAUUCAGGUAGAUAGAGGUGUUACUUUGAGUGAAGCUCUUAUUAGGCAUGAUAAAUGGCUCGAGAAGAAGGGCAUAAAGAACACUAACUUUGCUGUGGUGACAUGGUCGAACUGGGAUUGUCGGGUUAUGCUGGAAUCUGAGUGCCGGUUCAAGAAGAUUCGUAAACCUCCUUACUUUAACCGAUGGAUUAACUUAAAAGUUCCCUUCCGUGAGGUUUACGGUGGCAUGAGAUGCAAUCUGAAGGAGGCAGUUGAGAUGGCCGGUCUAGCCUGGCAGGGCCGUGCCCAUUGCGGCCUCGAUGAUGCCAAAAACACUGCUCACUUACUUACCCUCAUGAUGCGCAAAGGUUUUAAAUUUGCGAUCACGAACUCACUGUUGUGGCAGGCUAGUGAUGGUCCAUUGAUUUGGAACCCGGUCCCCGAGAACAUGGCCUUCUUUCCACAUCACCCCCACAAGCCAAAGGAUCAGCAAAUGCCCCUAUUCCAUUACCACCCUUAUUGUUUCUGUGGGGUGAAGAGUAGCAAAGGAGUGGUUCGGGAGCCCGGACCGAAGCAAGGAAGUGUGUUCUUCGGUUGUGGAAACUGGACUGUCAACCGAGGUGCCCGCUGCCACUACUUCGAGUGGGCUUCGUCCUGAAACUGAAUUUGCAACAGCAUAUCCAUCUCUCAUGAUGGCAUCUUAAACCCUUAAUGUAAAAAAAAAAAAAAAAAGGUUAAAAAAAGAAGAAGAAAACGGUAGUGGGUUGUCUCCUCAUUGAAGCACACACUACUUGGUGAGGCUUCUGCAUCUUGAAAAACUUGUGUUCAUACUUGGCAUAGUUGCUCCGGAAGCGGGCAUGCACCGUAAACAUCAGUUGAUUUCCAAGGUACGAGAUCUUCAACCUAUAUAAUUCGGACUUGUUGAAUCGAGAACAAAUCAGGAAUAUGAGGAUUUGGGUAGUUAGGAUGAUGCAUUUACAAGUUUAAACGUGCUAAGUUUAUCAUAAUAAUAUUAACGAGAUAGGGAAAGCUUUGAUUUCCUAUGCAUUUCUAAUGGGGAAUCAGCAAUGUUUGCUUGCA